UCUGCCCAUUUCAGUCAGAUCAUGGUUCGUGAAACCCGACAUUGAAGAAUCACAAAUGAAAUCUACUAGGAUUUGUAUGAUACCUUUUCAAUACUCCAUGCACGUUAGACCUCUCACCUAGGUGAGAUAGCAGGGAGUGAAUCCUUAGACAGCUAGAUUCACGUUAACAUUCUUAGUAUAAAUAUUAGAUAGAAUAUCCAUCUAUUUUCUGCCUACUCUAACUCCCAGUAUUGCAAAUCGUAAUAGUUUUACCGCCCAAUCCUACUAAAUUCCUCAGCCCUAACGACAAGUUCAAGUUACCUCCUUGAUCAUCAAGAUGUUAUCCCUCACCCUUCUCCUACUCCCGCUGUCCGUCCUCGCCGCGCCGCCUCCCCAAGGACAGCUGGAGAGCCGCUCCCAACCUAUCAAGCCCAACUGGGCUGGUGCUUGGACUCCUAAGAGCCAGGAGCAACACAAUUAUGUACAAUACAGCGAAUGCAAUCGUGUCGACACCGACAACAAGAACCAGGCUUUAUGUGACGACUGCAUUAACAUGGAACUCGAUGUUAAUGAUCAUAAUGGCCUCUGGCAACUAAACGGCCAAACCAACCUUAAUGACCCCAAUGACUGGAACCUCCUCAAAAUCAACGGGACUUGUACUCUACUCGUCAAGAACACGGCGCCUACCCAGAUCGGGAAUAGGGAUGUAGCCGUGUAUAUGCUCUACUCCGACUUCACGCAAUGUGGCGACAGAGCAGGUGACCCUCUUGACUUCGAAAACAGGUCCUACCUCGUCGAUGACAAAGGCACGAGAAUCGACUUUUGGCUUCGCAGCACAGCUGGACUAGACCUCAGCAAUAUUGCUCACCCUUGAGUCAGGAGGUCGGGGCUCGAAGAUUCCUACGCCGACACGCAACUGUCCUGUUAAGAAUACUCUUCUUCUACUAUGUAAUUCGUCACGAGAUAUUUUUGGAAA
Molecule: messenger RNA, 955 nt
Organism: Annulohypoxylon truncatum
Lineage: Eukaryota; Fungi; Ascomycota; Sordariomycetes; Xylariales; Hypoxylaceae
Exons: 2
Coding region: 317-853 (178 amino acids)
Source: RefSeq, a predicted model, not a curated record